AUGAAGCGCUCCAUCAGCCAGGAAUCGAUCGUGACGCAGCGCCCGGCGUUCCUGCGGACUCUGAGCAUCGAGCCGGACUCGCCGGCGACGCCGGGCCUGAACUACGAUGAUGAUCCGGCGGGCAAGAGUCCGCGCGACCGCCGGCCGAUCUUCUGGGGCCGGCGGCUGAGCCCGAAGGGGCCCCCGGGGUCGCCAAAAUUCGCGGCGCCGCCCCGGGGCCGCCCGCCGUGGGCGUACGUUUUGACCACCGCGCUCGUCGCCGGACUUUUGUUAAUAGUGCACGUCGGCGUCAGCGGCGAGCUCUCCUCCACGAAGGCCGAGGUCGCGCGGCUGACCGAGGCGCUCCGGCACCACGAGGAGCCGUCCCCGGCGCUCCGCGGCAGCGCGCCAUCGCCAACGGCGCGCCGCCACCUCGUCAUGGCCUGCGCCGUCGAUGCGACGCACCUCGACUUCCAGAGGUUCGUCUACUCGCUGCGGCUCGAGGCGAAUUAUAAGGGCGACGCCGCCCUCUUCGUCCGGGAGGACACGCUGCCGUGGCUGCGGGAGGCCGUCGACGUCGUCACCGUCGAGCAUACAAUGCCCUGCCCGAGCGACCCGAAGCGGACGUGCGUUGCGGACGCGGCCUGGGGCCCCGUGCCCGUGUCCCUCGCGCGGUUCCGCUACUUCCGGGACUACCUCGAACGGCACGAGCCCUACGACGCCGUGCUCUGGACGUCCUUUGCAGAUACGUUCUUCCAGCGCGACCCCUUCUCGCCGCCGCCGUUCUCCGAGUUAAUUGAAGAGAAGAAGCUCGUGAUGUUUGGGGAGCACCCGGCGCGGCCGUUGCUGCGCCAAGUCUACACCAUGAAUGCGAUCCACGAGUGUUAUGGAUUGGGCAAAUUGGAAGAGUUCGUCAAUGAUGAGACGCCAGCGCUCACGGCGGAGGCUCUGCUCGGCGCGGGCAGCGCGGUCAAGAGCUACCUCGGGCUGUUGUUGUUCCACGUCGAGGCCUGUGUGGAAAUCAACCAGUGUGUCGGGUGCAUCUCUCGGCGAUGACGCGGCCGUGCUGGCUCCGUCGAGCGGUGAGGAACCGGCAUCGCCACGCCAUCGAGCAGGCGUCGCGUCGAUGGCGUGGCGGUCGACGCGACGAUUCGAACGCGCCGUAAAAUUUUGAUUUCCACACAGGUCGAGGCCUACUUCCCGAAGUCCAAGACCUGCGCGACGUCGCUCAGCGCGGACCAGGGCCACCACAACGUCGUCGCGUUCUCGAAAUUGCCUCGGGACCUCUUUCGCAUCGCGGCCUACAACACGGGCCAGGUUUUUGUCGCCGGCCAAACGAGACUCGCCAAGGAGAAGAUCAAAACGGAGGACGGGUACGUACUAGAUGCGGAAGGCAAGCGCGUGCCCGUGGUCCUCCAGUACUCGUCGUUCGACUUCCUGAAUGACAAGGCGAAGGCCAUCGUCGAGACCCACGCGAAGGAGGCUAUCAAAAGGUGGAACGUGUAA
Messenger RNA from Pelagomonas calceolata, 1485 nucleotides. The record is from the annotation of a GenBank genome assembly. Lineage: Eukaryota; Pelagophyceae; Pelagomonadales; Pelagomonadaceae.